This is a messenger RNA of Vanderwaltozyma polyspora DSM 70294, 624 nucleotides long. RefSeq names its product Erp4p (gene ERP4). Gene Ontology annotation, cellular component: COPII-coated ER to Golgi transport vesicle; Golgi apparatus; endoplasmic reticulum-Golgi intermediate compartment. NCBI's taxonomy places the organism in Eukaryota, Fungi, Ascomycota, Saccharomycetes, Saccharomycetales, Saccharomycetaceae. The record is from RefSeq and is a predicted model, not a curated record. Bases 1 to 624 code for a protein of 207 amino acids. The transcript has a single exon. Gene Ontology annotation, biological process: Golgi organization; intracellular protein transport; protein retention in ER lumen.
AUGCUGAGUUCAAUUUUUUUCACUUUUUUCUUAUUUGUUUGCCAUGUUUUAGCAGGUACUAAUCAUGUACCAAUUGUUAUUUCAUUACCAGCUCAUGGUAGUGAAUGUUUAUAUCAAGAUUUGAGUAAUCCAGAUGAUACUAUAAAUGUGAGUUAUCAAGUUUUGACUGGUGGUAAUUUUGAAAUCGAUUUUAAGAUUACUGCUCCUGAUCAAUCUAUUCUGGUAAGUGAGCAACAGAAGAAAUAUUCUGAUUUUGCAUUGAAAUCUUUUGGGUUGGGCCAAUACACUUUUUGCUUCCACAACAAUUACGGUUCUGAUUUGAAGAAAGUUGAAAUCACUUUGGAAUUGGACAAAGAAAUUAUUACUACUGAUGAUGAUGAUGACACCAAGGAUGCUGUUGCUAAUAACGCUAUUGAAGAAAUCGAUAGAAGUUUAAAUAAAAUGACUAAAGCACUAAACUACUUAAGGGCUAGAGAGUGGAGAAACAUGUCCACUGUCGAAUCUACUGAAUUUAGAUUGACUUGGUUAUCUCUAUUAGUUAUGGCUGUUAUGAUUGGUAUCAGUGUUGGUCAAGCUUUUAUCAUUCAAUUCUUCUUCAAGAGUAAUAGAAAGAAUUAUGUUUAG